Molecule: messenger RNA, 2236 nt
Organism: Xenopus tropicalis (tropical clawed frog)
Lineage: Eukaryota; Metazoa; Chordata; Amphibia; Anura; Pipidae
Gene: b3galt2l
Product: Beta-1,3-galactosyltransferase 2 like
Exons: 2
Coding region: 468-1526 (352 amino acids)
Source: RefSeq, a predicted model, not a curated record
ACCGAUAGAUACAGGACGGUGAGUCCAUCCCAUGCAGUGACAGGAGGGGUGUCCAUCAGUUAUUCUCUGUUUAUUUCUCCCAGUUAGUAAAAUAAAAUCAUUUACACCCUAGCAGGGCUGCUACAGGCAUUGGCUUCUUAAACAGAGCUGUAAAUAUGGAGACAGUGAAAUAAUUCAAUCAAGAACGGAACAGACCGGAGUUCUCUCCCAGCCUGAGAUAUUUUCUGUGAUGUUUCCACUUGGAAGACUGGAAAGUUGACACAUGACAUGUUCUCAAGCCCAGAACCUGGAACACAUCCCAUUAUCUAGAAUAGAUUAAAUACAUCUGUUUCAGAUACAUUGAUAUUCAGAAGAACACUGCAUGAAACCCUGCUAACAUCCGCUGCAUAUGUAAUACUUCUACUCUGAUUCACACAUCUGACCUAAGUUCUCUGCUCUUCUCCAUACAGCAUUAUCUUGAAGUUACAAUGGUUGGUGAAUGUACAUUGUGGAGGUACUGUAAAAUGUCAGUCCUCACUAUAUUCCUAUUUUCUACAUUCUACUUCUACAAUGCAAGGAGAGUUCAUAGCUCAUCUCCUUCACCAAACUCUCUGGAACUCAAGCCACAACCAAACCCUUCAGAACCCAAGCUACAGCCAACUGAAAGCCCUGGAUUGAACUUACCUUUGUCUACUACAAGACACCCAUUGUCACCCCCUUAUCCCUAUCCCUAUAAGUUCCUCUUGAACCCACAAGAAAAAUGCCAGAAGCAGAAGCCCUUCCUUGUUUUACUUGUAAUCGCAAGGAGCCCUGAUAUCAACUCAAGAUUAAUCAUUCGGGAAACCUGGGGAAAUGAAAGUAUCUACAAAGAUGUUGCUGUGGUCACGGUUUUCCUGGUUGGGGUCUCUGUGAAUGUGACGGACAGGGUGCAGGAGCAGUUAGAAGAGGAAAUGAACACCUAUGGGGACUUAGUACAGCAGGACUUUACGGAUACCUAUUCUAAUUUGACUCUUAAAACCCUAAUGGGCAUGGAGUGGAUUUCUAAAUAUUGCCCAGAUGCCAGUUACGUAAUGAAGAUAGACAGUGAUAUGUUUCUCAAUGUGGACUAUCUUGUACAUCACCUCCUGCAACCAGGAUUACCAGUCCGUCAGAACUACUUUACAGGAUUUAUUGUAGCCAACAGAGGCCCUAUAAGAGACAAGAAAUUAAAAUGGUAUGUCCCCAAGGAAGUGUAUCCCAAUGACACUUAUCCCCCAUACCCCGUUGGUGCUGGCUAUGCCUUCUCUGCUGAUAUGGCCAAAAAGAUUUAUGAUGUAGCCCAGACGAUUAGGGUGGUGUCAAUGGAGGAUGCCUUUAUGGGAAUCUGCUUGUACGAAAUGAAGAUCCCACCCACUAACCCUCUAAAUCCUUAUAUAUUUAAUGGGUACAGGGUAGAUUACAAACUCUGCCUGUUUAACAAGUUGAUCGCAGUGCACGGUUAUUCGGGGGAAGAACUGCGGGACGUAUGGAAGGACUUCUGGGCCAAGAGGUCGGGGUGCAAGGACUAAAGACUGAUAUGGUAUAAGAAGUGAUUUUAGAAAGUACUGUUUUACAUAUAAAAGAAAAGGGGAAAUACUCCAUAAUUGACCCUUAUCCAGUAUAUGGGAUAAAAGUCAGUAGUUAUUAUCUUUUAUUCACAUAGUGCGGGCAUGUUUUCCAGCAUUUUGAUUGCUCUCUGCACUAGAAGAGACAAAAAUCAGAAUUUCGGCUCUUAAGUUGGCUAUCGCAGGUUUCUCAACUUGCCUUAUGGCAGCAGCGCCCAUGGUUGUGGGAGAGAGUGCAUCGUUGGGCCCUGUCAUAAUUUACUGGCAGCUUAUAUAUGUAUGCUUAAUCCCACCCAUAAUCAUAACCCCCAUUUACCUUCUAUCAUUUCUAUCAUUUGGUGGUGAGGUGCAAAGUGCAAAAUAGAGGCUCAUUUGUAAACUUUAACACAUUCAGAAAAGCAACUCCGCUGGGUAACAUCCAGUUCCAGAUACAUCGCACCAGUGGGUGGGUUACUGAAUGUACAUGGGUAUUACGUCAUUUUGACACUAAGUACUAAAAAAACGAAGAAAUGAAGCUCAGGGGUAGUCACAAAUAAUCAAUGAGCUCUCAUGUAAUAAUUAUCUGUAUUAAUUACAGCCUUAUACAGUAUAUCGUGAUAUUUAUAUUCUCUAUAUACAGUAUAGUGUGAGCGGGCCCCUAAGCUCAGGUUAUAUUGUGCCAUUUAUAUUCUGUA